AUGUUAGCCGAACUAAGGCUAAAAAAAGAUCGAGUACAUGAGGAAGCAAAAAGAUUAUUUGCCGAUUGGAAACCUACAGUGAGCAAAAUGUUGGAAACUUAUCUUACGCUGGAUCCGGGCUUUUCAGAUGCUCAAAACUAUGCUUUAUUUGAUUCAAAUCUUCCAAUCUAUCUGUUAGGCGAAAAAUUUAAAUCAAGAAGUGAUAUGGGACGCAUCAAAGAAUUUAUGUCAUCACUGUUAUGGUUUACAUAUCGGAAAAAUUUUCAACCCAUUGGUGGCACUGGGCCAACGACUGACCAAGGUUGGGGAUGUAUGCUGCGGUGUGGACAAAUGUUAUUGGGUCGGGUUUUGAUAAUGCGACAUCUGGGUCGUAAUUGGCUUUGGGACCGAGAUAUUAAGCUGGCGAAAUACAAGCGCAUUCUGCCACAUAUGGGAGUAUCCGAAGGUAAGGAAAUUGGAGAAUGGUUUGGUCCGAAUACGGCAGCUCAGGUACUGAAAAAGUUGGUCAUAUACGAUCAGUGGUCACGACUAACGGUACAUGUAGCUCUUGAUAAUGUGCUGAUAACAAGCGAUAUACGUACUAUGGCUUUUACUAAACCUCCUCAACGAAAAUCUGGAUCUCGGCGUGAGACAGGAAGUGAUUAUAAUGAUAAUCAUGAUGCUAUUAAUCUUGCUGAAGCAGAAAUAUUACCAGAUUUAACUCGAUCUCCAACACGAAGUGAAACCUCUUCGAUAAGCAGUUACGGUGGUGUCAACGAAGAGUGGCGACCGCUGCUGAUUAUCAUUCCACUUAGACUUGGCUUAAAUACAAUCAACCGUUGUUACUUUCCUGCCAUUCAGGCAUUUUUUCAAUUACCACAGUGUGUUGGCAUUAUUGGCGGUCGACCCAAUCAUGCACUUUAUUUUUGCGGUAUUGCAGAUAAUAAUUUACUUUAUCUCGACCCUCAUUUCUGUCAGGAUUUCGUAGAUUUAGAUGAAACUACGACAACGAGAGAUGAACGUGAUGGUUAUGUUGAGAUAAAAAAUGAUGAAUUCAAAGACAGCACCUAUCACUGCCCAUUCAUUCUGAGCACGAAGAUCGACAAGGUGGAUCCAUCGCUGGCCCUUGGCUUUCUCUGUCAUACCGAAGAUGAUUACAACGAGUUAGCGCAUCGGCUACGAACGCAUUUACUACCAGCUUCAAAACCGCCUCUAUUCGAAAUGCUAGAAACAAGGCCAAAAAAUUUUCCGCCAUUUGUACCUUAUGUCGGAGAAAAUACGAAACUACGAGACUAUGCAGAUCUUGGUGAAGUCAAUGACAGUUAUGAUGAAUUUGAACUUCUUGAAUAG
Molecule: messenger RNA, 1329 nt
Organism: Acanthocheilonema viteae
Lineage: Eukaryota; Metazoa; Nematoda; Chromadorea; Rhabditida; Onchocercidae
Source: the annotation of a GenBank genome assembly